Molecule: messenger RNA, 1171 nt
Organism: Carassius auratus (goldfish)
Lineage: Eukaryota; Metazoa; Chordata; Actinopteri; Cypriniformes; Cyprinidae
Product: claudin-4-like
Exons: 1
Coding region: 97-729 (210 amino acids)
Cellular component (GO): membrane; bicellular tight junction
Molecular function (GO): structural molecule activity
Source: RefSeq, a predicted model, not a curated record
CCUAACAAUAAGAGAGGGUUACAAAGACAUAUACUAACAGCUGUUGGGGAGAACGACUUCCUGUAUUCAUUCCUUCAAGGCAACAAGUAAAGCAACAUGUCAUCUACGGGACGUCAAAUCUUGGGAAUCUGCCUGGCUACGGUCGGCUUCUUGGGAAGCAUCGUCAUCUGUGGCUUGCCCUGCUGGAAGGUGACUGGCUUCAUUGGAGCCAACAUUGUGACCGCAGUGAUCGUUUGGGAAGGUUUAUGGAUGACCUGCCUGAUUCAUAGCACAGGACAGAUGCAGUGUAGGGUCUAUGACUCUCUGCUGGCACUUCCUCAAGAUCUGCGGAGUGCCAGAGCCUUGGUGAUCAUCGCCAUCAUUGCUGGGGUGUUUGGAAUCAUCCUGAGCAUCAUAGGAGGAAAGUGCACCAACUUUGUUAAAGACAAGGCAUCUAAAGCGAAGGUCGCUAUCGCCAGUGGUGUCAUCUUCAUCGUUGCUGGACUUCUUGUCCUCAUCCCUGUCUGCUGGACCGCGAAUACCAUAAUCAUGGAUGUCUCCAACCCUUUGUUGAUGGGAGCUCAGAAGAGGGACCUUGGGGUUUCGCUUUACAUUGGCUGGGCUUCUGCAGGUUUGCUACUUCUGGGUGGAAGUCUCCUCUGCAGCUCGUGCCCACCGCGUGAGGAUGAUCACUAUAAUGUGAUGUAUUCAAAUGCCAGGUCUGAGGACAGCAGCAAAGCUCAUGAAUAAAAACAGAGGACUGAUUAAACAAAUUACAGUAAGCCUAAGAUGUUCUGAUUUACACAACAGUAAGAAAUUAAAAUGAAAAGCAUUUCUUGAUAAGUAAUGGGAUGUGCAUUGCCACAAAACAGAUAUGCAAUACACAUUAAAAAUAUUUUCAUGGUAUAUUAAUUGAAGAAAUGUGCAGAUAAAAGUAUGUAUUUUCAUGCAUUUCAUGUAUUUUCAAGUGCUUCUGAAAUGUUUGGUCACUUCCAUCGCUGUUGUAUCACUGAGACCCUCUUUGCCCCAGAAGUUUUGUCUCAGCACAAAAAAAUCAUGUUGAAUUUGACAACAAAUAGCACUGUUCAAAAUACUUUUAUUUUGUCUUUCAUUUAUUACUCACUUAAUAUAAACCAGUGUUCAAAAGUUUGGGGUCGAUUUGUUGGUAUGUUUUUUAAAAGAAGUCUCUUAU